AUCGGAGCUUAUCAGUUGUGAUGGAAGAGGUACCUUGAUGGGACACGACGCGCUUUCAUUGACGGUUCACAAUCAAAAACACAUUUAAACAUCCCGGAUGGACUGGACACCUGAACGGAGACUCAAGUUCAUCACAAGCUGAUCUUCAUAUCAACCAUGCUCCCGCCAAUUGACAACUCAGUGCUUGAAAACAAUCCCCAGUUCGCAAACCUCUACAAGGGCUUGACGGAGCUUCUCCUCAACGAAGAUGGCUCAACCAAGCUUCAUCCACAGAAUCCAGUGGCCCAGGAGCGCAAGGCUAUCACCGAUGAACUAACCAAACACCGUCUCGCCGCCGCCUCCGAAACCCUCCUCAUCCACGCCCUCUCAACCACCGGCCCCGAUCCUGAUCCCGUCCCCAUUCCCGCGGAACGGCCCGACCAAAAACUCCAAACUAUCCCUGGCGGUCUUAUCCAACGCCGCUACGAAAGACCACGGCUCACCCAACCACCACCACCAACCUCCAUCCCGCCCAACCUCAAACAACCACUAACCGACCUCCUCCUCCUUCUCCCCUCCUUCCUCUCUCUAGACUUCUCCUCUCCCGAACCCCCUCUAGACGCAGAGUCCCUCUCCCUUCUUUUAACCUCCCCACCCCUCUCCCUCCUCCCCUCCCUCCUACCGUAUUUAGGUCCCCUUUUGUCAACCACCCUUCACUCCCACGCUAUACACCUCACCCACCUCAUCCCCUUUUCCCAUCCCUCAAUAACAACAACCACCACCACCACCACCUCCAACCCAUUUUCUUCUACUACCACCCGCCUAAUCCCCCACCUCCCCACCAAAAUCUCCUCCCUCACUACCCUCACCACCCAAACUCAAACCCUCCCCCAGUUACAAUCUUCCCUCCUCAACUCCCGUCUCCAAACCGCCGAAGCAGUCACCUCCCUCCUAUCCAAAUACACCGCUUGCUUGUCCCACCUCAUCAAAACGCUCGAAGCAAAACACGGUCCCAUCGCCCGCUCUCUGGAAUUUAAGGCAUUCGAAACGGCGUUGUUGGCGCAAAAGGCUGAGAAGGAGUGUGAAUUGGCGGUUUUGGGGGUUAGGAAGGAGGUUUAUACGCCGGAGGUGAGGAGGGCUUUGGGGGAGUGUCGGGGGUGGUUAGGGGGUGAACCAAAGAGGGUGGAGGAGGAGGUGAGGAGGGGAGUGGGGUUGUUGAGGGGGUAUGGGAUGGGUUUGGAAGGGGAGGGUGAGGGGGACCCGGAAAAGGAGAAAGUGAUGAGGGAGAUUGCGAGGGUUUAUGGCGAGAUGGAGAGGGAGGUGGAGGUUGUUAGGAGGGAUUUGGAACGACUGGGAGGGGUGUGAGGGUGAAGGUCAGGGUGAUGGUUGGGGUGGAUGCUACAUACGAGUUACAAUGGGGGUUAUGAGUUAUGAGGCAUGAUAGGGCGUUUGGGCAUUGUUAAUUAUGAUACCAGGGUUUGCGAACUACAAGGGGACAGACAGAGGAGUAUGGUUUAAUGGAACUAGAGGAUUUCAUGGAAACAAUCAAGCACCUGUAACAGGGAAUCUAUUGAUAAUCCAUUCAACCGGUCUCACCCGGUGAACAGGAUGUGGUUUAAAUGGUGUGACGAAUCGAAGC
This is a messenger RNA of Neurospora tetraspora, 1618 nucleotides long. RefSeq lists its product as uncharacterized. The record is from RefSeq and is a predicted model, not a curated record. The transcript has 3 exons. Bases 157 to 1344 code for a protein of 395 amino acids. Lineage: Eukaryota; Fungi; Ascomycota; Sordariomycetes; Sordariales; Sordariaceae.